AUAUUUUUUUCUGAUAAGUUGAGACUCAAACAAAGGAUAAUAAGAAAGUCCCGCCCCAAUUCCCUAUUUCCGAACAUGUUUAUGGGAACGGUAGAACCUUAUCCCGACCCGCCUGUUUCCAUUCGCUUCCGGAGCGUUGCUCCUCCAACCUUCAAAAACCCGAUUUUCCUUAAAACCACCAAAACUUUGAGCCAAAUCUAACGCUCCAUAUGCUAUACACGUCAUAUGCUACAACCAGCACAUCGCCCCAUCCCAGGAGACCUUAUCCUGCGCACGCUCAUUAUUAACACUUACACACACUUCUCUUUCAUCUGUCUCCGUUAUGGCCGCCGAGUUGCAUCCGCCGGAAGGUCCCAUCACCACUAUCUCCACCAAUGUUGUCACAGCAACUACAGCGGUUAUAGCACCUGCGGAACCCGAGAACGCCAGCCCACCACCGCAGGUCCCGAAACGGCAACGCCGACCCAGCGUACGUCUUGGUGAGAUCGGAGACCAAUCGACUGCUUUCUCCUAUGACUUGCACGUUCGCCGCCCCAAGCACCCCUGGCGUCUCCCUAAAGACUCAUCUAAAUCCGUCAAGGCCCGGUCUUUAACCAACCUCGUUAACGGCAAUGAUAGCUAUGAAAUCCAAGAACCAGAGGGAAACAAUCAUAACGGUGACGUAAAUCUUGAGUUUGGGCACCGUAAAAAAGCGAAAAGAGUGACGACGAAGAGAGUGAGAUCUAAUUGGAUAUCGAAGGUCGAGGAAGGAGGGGCUGAGGAAGAUAGUAGAGAAGAUGGAGACGAAGGGUUUAGGGAUUUUGAUCAGGACUCGGAUAGUCCGUUAAAGGAACAGAGCCCGGUCGAUUCUCUGGAUAACGUUGCGCUUGAUAUGUGGCACAGGCACCGGCGAACUGGCACGGGUCGGCCUAGGGUUUCAGAGAGUAGGGAAAACGACGCAUUGGAAAUGGAUAAUUUUCUGGAAUCGGAUUCCAGGGACCGAAAUUGCAGUACGAGCGAAGGAGUGAGGACGUGGCUAAUUGAAUUGGGGUUGAGCCGAUAUGCACCGGUUUUUGAGGUUCACGAGGUGGAUGAUGAGGUAUUGCCAUUGCUAACCUUGGAGGAUCUUAAGGAUAUGGGAAUAAAUGCUGUGGGUUCCAGGCGGAAACUGUACUCUGCAAUUCAGAAGCUUCGCAAGGGGUUUUCGUGAGUUUUUUUUUUGACAUAUUUUUGUUAUAAAAUAUGUAACUUAUUUAAUCAUAAAAGGGGGGAAAAUAUGGGUAUGGAUGAAUUGUGAUCUUUCUAACUACUAAUGGGAGUAUAGUUUUGUAACUUUUGUUGUGAGGUGUUAAUGUUUGGUACUCUAUCCUGCCUUUUCAUAUACAUGAUUGAAAAUUGCAAUUGCUUGAUUAAUUAA
Messenger RNA from Hevea brasiliensis (rubber tree), 1396 nucleotides. RefSeq lists its product as uncharacterized. The coding region runs from base 323 to 1189 and encodes 288 amino acids. NCBI's taxonomy places the organism in Eukaryota, Viridiplantae, Streptophyta, Magnoliopsida, Malpighiales, Euphorbiaceae. The record is from RefSeq and is a predicted model, not a curated record. The transcript has a single exon. Gene Ontology annotation, molecular function: protein binding.